Messenger RNA from Sparassis crispa, 282 nucleotides. RefSeq lists its product as hypothetical. Gene Ontology annotation, molecular function: alcohol dehydrogenase (NADP+) activity. The transcript has a single exon. NCBI's taxonomy places the organism in Eukaryota, Fungi, Basidiomycota, Agaricomycetes, Polyporales, Sparassidaceae. The record is from RefSeq and is a predicted model, not a curated record. Bases 1 to 282 code for a protein of 93 amino acids. Gene Ontology annotation, biological process: alcohol metabolic process.
AUGCUGUUUGUCCACGGAAAGUUCAUCACCGUGGGCAUCCCAGACGCCAACAAUCCGUUGCCUCCAAUACAUCCCUUCCAACUCGCCUCCAACGGCUGCCUCCUCGGCGGCAGCAAGGUAGGAAGUAAGAAGGAGUGCUUGGAAAUGUUGGAGUUGGCGAGGGCAAAGAAAGUGAAACCGUGGAUUGAGGAGCUGCCCAUGAAGGACGUCAAAAAGGCCCUUGAAGGAGUGAAGCACAACAAGGUGCGCUAUCGUUACGUGUUGACUCAGGAUAUCAAUUAG